UCUAUAUAUACUGGGGUGUAGCCGGUAAUAGGGCACAGUCAAGUCCAGCUCUCAAGACAAGACACCAUCUAACAAUGAACGGUUUGAUCAUCGCCCUUGCCACCCUUUCCGUUGCUUUCGCAGCCCCCAGCGGUGUUCUCCUGGGAGGACAUGGUUUGGGACUGGGAGGACAUGGUUUGGGAUUGGGAGGAAUCGGCCUUGUUGGCCCUUCAGCCCUUGGCGUGUCCGUUGUUGGCCCUGCAGCCCAUGGAGUCUCAUUGGUGGGCCCCUCCACCCAUGGAGCCGCUGUUGUAGGACCUUCCACUCUUGGAGCCACCGUUGUUGGACCUAGCGCAGGCCCUGCUGCCGUUAUUGGCGCUAGUGCCGGACAUUCAGCUAUCAUUGGCGCUUCUGCCCAUGGAGCUGCUCUUGUUGGACCCUCCCUUGGACUCGGAGUUGGACUUGGCCACGGACUGGGAUUGGGAAUUGGCGGCCUUGCCCAUGGAGUGACCGUUGCCGGACCACCCACUGUUCCCGCCACCAUCACUGGACCAUCCGGAACUGUGCACGCCGCUGGUUUGUGGGGCCCAACCCUUGCUCACGGCCAUGGUGGGCAUUGGUAAUUCGCCCCCGUAAGCCCGACCAUCCAAUGCCCAGCGGUUAAUCAUCCGGCAACAUACUGGGAAGCUCAAGCAACUUUGUAGGUGUAUUGCCGGAUGUUUUUACCGCUUUGGGUUCAGUCUGAUUAGUUUGCUGUGUGACCUGUUGUGUACUGCCUCUGGUUCAUUAUAUGUUCUGUAUAUUUUGUACCAUACUACCUUUGUAAGAUAGCAAUUGCGUUCAAUAAAGAACUAUUAUUGACAA
Dendroctonus ponderosae (mountain pine beetle) is the source of this 843-nucleotide messenger RNA. RefSeq names its product acanthoscurrin-1-like. The transcript has 5 exons. The record is from RefSeq and is a predicted model, not a curated record. Bases 75 to 602 code for a protein of 175 amino acids. Lineage: Eukaryota; Metazoa; Arthropoda; Insecta; Coleoptera; Curculionidae.